Molecule: messenger RNA, 1383 nt
Organism: Monodelphis domestica (gray short-tailed opossum)
Lineage: Eukaryota; Metazoa; Chordata; Mammalia; Didelphimorphia; Didelphidae
Product: folate receptor alpha-like
Biological process (GO): sperm-egg recognition; cell adhesion; fusion of sperm to egg plasma membrane involved in single fertilization
Cellular component (GO): external side of plasma membrane
Molecular function (GO): signaling receptor activity
Source: RefSeq, a predicted model, not a curated record
GUCUCCUUGGUCACUAAACCCUCAGCUCCCCACUGGGGUGAAGUGGGAGGUACAGGGGGCCAGAACUGGAACCAGAGCUGAAUCCUAAACAGGGCCUCUGAAGUUCUUCUGGCCUUUUUCUGGAGGGACCACACACCAUGGCUCAACUGGUAUGGGGAUUGCUGUUCCUGGGUCUCAUGGCCAUGGCUCAUGGGCUUCAGAAGGGUGAUGAUCUGCUCAAUGUCUGCAUGGAUGGUAAACACCACAAGUACGAGCCUAGUCAAGAAGAUGAUCUUCAUCAACAGUGUAGCCCAUGGAAGAAAAGAGCCUGCUGCACAGCAAACACCAGCAUUGCAGCCCAUGAGGAUGCCUCCCACUUGUAUAAGUUCAACUUUAACCACUGUGGGAUGCUGACUCCAGCCUGCAAACGCCACUUUGUCCAGGAUCUGUGUCUCUACGAGUGUUCCCCAAACCUGGGACCUUGGAUCCAGCCUGUAAAUUCAAGCUGGAGGAAGGAAAGAGUCUUGAACAUUCCCCUCUGCAAGGAGGAUUGUAACAUGUGGUGGGAGGACUGUAAAACCUCCUAUACCUGCAAAGAGAACUGGCACAAAGGCUGGAAUUGGAGUUCAGGGAUUAAUGAGUGCCCAGUUAAGGCUGCUUGCCAUCCUUUCUCCUUUUACUUCCCAACACCAACCUCUCUCUGUGAAAACAUUUGGAGUCGCUCUUAUAAUGCAAGUCACUCUUAUGGCCGAGGCAGUGGCAAAUGUAUCCAGAUGUGGUUUGACCCAGCCCAGGGAAACCCCAAUGAAGCUGUGGCUAAAUUCUAUGCCAAUAGUUCUGCCCCAGACAUCUUCAGUUGGGGGUGCAGUUUUCCCUUCUUGACUCUGCUGCUGCCGCUGCUUCUCUGGGCUUGAUCCUUCUCAGGCACAAAAUCCAACUAAUCUCCACACAAACCCAUAGGCUACAUUGACUGUCUGAGACCUCUGGGACCCCAGCUUCCUGCCUGACUCAGCCUGCUUCUCCAGAGACCCUGACUUCCUGAUCUGGAUUCUCCCUGCUCAAACCAUCCACAGCAGCCUGAUGUGCCUGUUUGGAAACCCUCAGCCCUAUAUGCUUUGGAUUUCACAAGACUCAUCUCACUCCUGAGGUGAGCAGAAAAGGGAGAGCCUUCCUUCCCCUCCCCCAACUCUUAAUUAACUCCAAUUCCAAUCUUUCCUCUCCCCUCUGAAUUACAGAAUACCCCAAUCUCCAGUCUUUCCCUUAGUGGAAAUUAGAUUUGAUUCUAAAGGAAAAUCCUUUUUACUAUUUUCAAGCAUGGAUUUUUUCUUUGAUUAUAUUUGUAUCCCUAGUAUAUGUUCCAUGUAUAUGUAGGCAUUUAAUAAAUGGUGAUUGAUUAAAAAAAUA